Messenger RNA from Macrobrachium nipponense, 4010 nucleotides. Its product is annotated as sphingosine-1-phosphate lyase 1-like. Gene Ontology annotation, molecular function: sphinganine-1-phosphate aldolase activity; pyridoxal phosphate binding. Gene Ontology annotation, cellular component: endoplasmic reticulum. Gene Ontology annotation, biological process: sphingolipid catabolic process; carboxylic acid metabolic process. Lineage: Eukaryota; Metazoa; Arthropoda; Malacostraca; Decapoda; Palaemonidae. The coding region runs from base 124 to 1785 and encodes 553 amino acids. The transcript is spliced from 13 exons. The record is from RefSeq and is a predicted model, not a curated record.
AUCUCAAACCCAUAACAGGGUAACUACUUCCCAGUACAUAUUUGGAGUCGUUCCGGAGCUGUGCAACUGUGAACUGUGAACUGUGACCCACCCUGCUUCUUCUAUCUCUUCCAUAGAAAAAAUAUGGAUGAGCUAUUUGCCUUCUUGUCUCGACUGGAAAGAGCCUCAGAAGACGCUUUCUCACCCUACGAGAAAUGGCAGUUGAUUUGUGGCACUGUGCUGGUCACCCUUACAGCUUUGGUCUUGAAAGACCUCCUCGGCAAUCUGGAUGACGUAUGGGAGGCUCUCAAACGCUGGGUCUUCAGGAAAUUACGGGCAAUUCCCGCCGUCAGAAACUACAUCGCCGACCAGCUAGAUACGUCUAGGAAAGAGAUCGAAAAAGGCAUGUUUGAAGACGCAGCUGACUUUGACGUGCCGUUGUUGAAAGCUCUGCCUUCCCAUGGUUGGUCUAAGGAAGAAGUCGUUCGAGUUGCGAGCAACGUGCUUGGAGUAGGCAAAUACGACUGGAGGGAAGGCAAGAUCUCCGGAGGGGCCUUCGCGGGCUCCGACAAGUCCUUCACGGCCCUUCUGGUGGAGAUGUUUGGGCGUUACAGCUUCGCCAACCCACUCCACGCCGACAUCUUCCCAGGGGCGCGCAAGAUGGAGGCGGAGAUCGUCCGGAUGACGGUCAGCCUCUUCAAGGGCGACGGGCAACACUGCGGUUGUCUAACAUCGGGCGGGUCGGAGAGCAUCCUGAUGGCGUGCAAAGCGAUGCGCGACUGGGGGCGCGAGAGGAGGGGCAUCAGGUCACCCGAGGUCGUCAUGUGUUACACGGCCCACUCGGCCUUCGACAAGGCCGCCGGAAUUCUGGGCAUGAAGGUCAGGAAGGUGCGAGCUGACCCCCAGACUUUCAAGGUUGACCUCAAGGCCAUGAGAAGAGCUAUAACGAGAAACACAGUUAUGCUGGUUGGGUCGGCUCCUCAGUUCCCUCACGGAAUCAUAGACGACAUCGAAGCCAUUGGUCAGCUGGGGCUGAGGUACGGAGUUCCAGUGCACGUGGACUGCUGCAUGGGGGGUUACCUGUUGCCAUUCAUGGAAGCCGCCGGCUAUCCCAUACCUCCCUUUGACUUCAGGGUGCCUGGCGUGACCAGCAUUUCGGCCGACACCCACAAGUACGGAAACGCCCCAAAGGGCUCGAGCGUGAUCAUGUACAGCAGCCCAGAGUACCGCCAUCUCCAGUAUUUCGUGACUUCUGAUUGGCCCGGGGGCAUCUACGCGACACCUACGAUACCGGGGUCCAGACCGGGAGGCCUAGUUGCGGUGUGUUGGGCCGCUCUCCUGUGUCAUGGCUUCUCUGGCUACACAGAUGCAGCGAGGAAGAUCGUCAAGGCAGCUAGAACCAUAAAGACGUUAAUAUCUGAGAUACCGGAGCUGCGGGUGAUGGGAGAUCCUCAGGCAGGUAUCGUCGCGUUCACGAGCGAAGAGGUAAACAUCCUAAAAGUUGGAGACCUCAUGAACGAGCGCGGGUGGCAUCUGACGUUCGUUCAGUAUCCCCCAGGGUUACACAUCUGCCUAACGUCACUCCAAGCAACAAGUGACUUUGCUCAAAAUUUGGCCAGCGAUCUCAAGACCACCAUAGCAGAGCUCAAGCAAACAUCAGACUUGGAUGUUUCUGGAAUUGGCAAGGUUUAUGGAACAGCUGCUGGUAUACCAGACAAAUCUUUGAUUGGUGAAGCUGCCAAGAUAUUCUUGACUUGCUACUAUGACACAGGAUUCAAAGAAAACUCCUCUUCUAAAGACAUAUAAGGAGAACAGGAAACUGAAAAGAAUGAAAACUGAUACUGCAUAGAAAGAUCUGAGGCUACCUAAGUGGAAAUAACCUGAAAUGUGCUUGCAGUCUAAGGAACUAUAUUUCCCUUUGAAAUACACCCCUAAUAAAGCAGUUUAGCAAGCAAAAUCUCACUGGGGACAGUCCUCAGCAUGACUAUGCACUUAACAGCAACAGCUAGAGUGAUUAAAUGAUUAAACAGUAUUCAAAACAAAAUAUGCAGAGAAAAAACACUUCAGUAAACACAUAAGAUUAAUGAUAAGAACUCGAGACAUUUGUUUCAUGAAACAAACUACAUACUGUACAUUUCGAUACAAUACACAAAUAAUUGGUGACAAACAACAGCCAUUUGCAUUGCAGUAACUCAUACCUACAGUACUAAAUACAGCAGUAGCCCCCAAAGUCAUUUCAACUGUAUCAUUCUGUACCAAAUUUGUUGAAAUAUAUAUGUUAUAACAAAUAUUAAAUCAAAGAAUAAACAUUACAACUCUCUCACUCUCUGUCACACAUAAGUCUUAUAGCAUAGUUUACUUCUAAAUAAUUCUAACUCUUAAUCUAAAUCUGAAUUGUAACCGCUAAAAUAUUGAAGGCAGUAUUGAAUAGACAUUACUUACAGUAGUGAAUUUAAAACACUCAAAGAUAAUUGCACACUAUGCACCCUUCGAAAUUAUUCUGACAAUAAUAUACAAUUGCUAAAACAGUUGACAUUGAGGAGGAAUUCAAGUUGCUGAGAGCAGGUUCACAGAUAAGAAAAUAGUUAUGAAUUUUGAAACGGGGAAGAGAGGGGGGUGCAGCUCAUAAGGUUGGUCAUGUUGACAACCUAACUAGAAAGAAAAUGUUAUAACGUAUGAAGAGUUAAUGUAAGACCUCAUCAGCAACCUGGCUGCAAGGAAGGAAUAUCUGCAGAAUGUUGAAAAUAGAUAGAGCAAAGUUUCAAUUAUUAUUGAUAAAUCACCUGCUGGAUAUAGUAAGCAUUACUUUUUGAAAUGCAAUCCAAUUGUCAGAGACUUAAUUCAUAAGAAUCAGGAAAAGCUAGAGGGGGGUUUGUAAUGUAAAAGGUAGUUAUCACAUCACUAAGUAUUUCUAUUAUUAAAGGUAUGGUCACAUGCAAGACAAAUGGCUUCUAAAGAAAGAGAGGAUGGUCCAUAUUGUGGCACACCGGCAGCACAUCAUGGAACAUGCAUUACUCGAUAAAAAUUGUAUAAAGUUCAUCAGGUUUUAUAAUUUUACCUGAAUUAUGUGGUGAACGAGAUGAUGUAAAACAGAGGAGGAGACUGAUCCCAUCAGAAACACAAUUGACUAUGGAUACUAAUUAUAAAUGGUUGUAAAUAAUAUGGGAUUUUACCAACAUUAGUUGGAUGGAAAUGAAACAUGAAAUUAAGUUCCAGCCUCAGCAUCUGAGGCACUAUAAUUAUGGUGUUAAACUCAGUAAAAAAAAUAUUUUGCAGCAAUAGUGAGAGCUUGAGGCACUAAAAUUAUGGUGUUAAAUUCAGUAAGCAAAUAAUAUGCAGCAAUAGUGAAAGCCUUUGUAAAAUGAAUUCCAAGACUGCUUCAAAAAGAUAUUGAAAACAUUCAUAUUUAGUGACUGCUACACCAGUGAAAACAAGAUUAGUGAUGUUUCCAGAAUAAAUUAACAUGAACUGCCUUUUUAAGUAGAACUGCUUGCAUCUUUUUUGAUGGAGUGUGACCAAGAAUCAAGAACAUCCAGUAACAACCUGUGCCAAAUCUCCGAAAUAAAAGCUUGUGAACAUAAUUUGGCAGCUCCAUAAGAAUGCUAUGAGUCUCCUCUGACAUCACAAGUUUAAGCAAGCAGAAGUCAAAAGUGAGCUGAUCUCAUGUACAAGCACCAAUACUUAAUUGUUACUCUGCAAUUGGUCAUAACCUAUAAGGCUUUGGAAUAACCUGUCUUACCAAAAAUGGGAUAGUACUGGUUACUAGGUACUUUUUAUGUUCCAGGACAAGAAAAGUUUGCAAGUACCAUGAGAUCUUAUGCAGUGCAUUGUUACCUACACAAUAAACAUUCCAACCAAUCGUUGUCGCUGCCCUGACUUUUCUUUUAACUUUAACACCUGUAAUUGUAAGAGCAAGAUACAUGCAAUGUGCAAGUAUACGGCAGUGAAGGCGAGUUCUGGGAAGGCCUUGAAACACUACUAAGGUCCCUGCUUCUGAGCCUCCUAUUUUCGUAAUAUUUUGUCGACUCUGC